AUGAGGCAGCAGUUCAGCUAGGAAGAGGCAGAGGCGGAGGGUGAGAUGGAUGUGGCCGAGCUCCAGGAGUGAUACCGAAAGUUCGUGGUGGAGUGCUCUAGUGGCACACUCUUCAUGCGCGAGUUUAAGAGCUUCUUCAGAGUCACAGAGGCCACCCAGUAUGUAGAGAGCAUGUUCCAUGCCUUCGACAAAAAUGGGGACACCAUUGACUUCCUGGAAUACAAGGCAGCUCUGAACCUUGUGCUGAGGGGCUCCCUGGAGCACAAGCUGAAGUGGACCUUCAAGAUCUAUGACAAGGACUGGAAUGGCUGCAUUGAUCGCCUGGAGCUCCGCGACAUUGUGGAGGCGAUUUACACGCUGAAGAAAGCCUGCAGGAUGGAGAUGGAGGCCUAGCUGCAGAACCAGCUGCUCAUAGAGGAGUUUGUGGACAGGAUCUUCCUUCUGGUGGAUGACAAUGGAGAUGGCCGGCUCUCUCUGGCUGAGUUCAUUGAAGAUGAACGUCAUGACAAGUGGGUGAUGAAGAUGCUGCAGACGGAGAUGACCUGGAUCUCUCAGCAGAGGCAGAAAAGUGUCAUACUAUAA
Messenger RNA from Condylura cristata (star-nosed mole), 582 nucleotides. RefSeq names its product guanylate cyclase activator 1B (retina) (gene GUCA1B). Gene Ontology annotation, molecular function: calcium ion binding; calcium sensitive guanylate cyclase activator activity. Gene Ontology annotation, cellular component: cone photoreceptor outer segment; photoreceptor inner segment. Gene Ontology annotation, biological process: visual perception. The record is from RefSeq and is a predicted model, not a curated record. Lineage: Eukaryota; Metazoa; Chordata; Mammalia; Eulipotyphla; Talpidae.